Messenger RNA from Mycetomoellerius zeteki, 963 nucleotides. RefSeq lists its product as uncharacterized. NCBI's taxonomy places the organism in Eukaryota, Metazoa, Arthropoda, Insecta, Hymenoptera, Formicidae. Bases 1 to 963 code for a protein of 320 amino acids. The record is from RefSeq and is a predicted model, not a curated record. The transcript has 2 exons. Gene Ontology annotation, molecular function: nucleic acid binding.
AUGAGAGGAUAUGGCGAUAAGCAGAGGUCGUUUCAAGAAACUUGCGACCUGUUCAAUGCAACAUUUAACGACCGGAAUCCAAUUUCAAAAUCGACAGUAGUAAGAACGAUUGAGCGUGUUAUCGAAACCGGAAGCGUAAAAGAUCGUCCACGCAGUGGACGACCUAGGACUGUUUUCGAUGACGAUAGCAAAAAUGAAAUUAGCAUAAGUGGCGUUCAUAAUCUUUUAAAACAUCAGAAGUUCCAUCCUUAUAAAUUACACCAUACUCAAGAGUUGCUUGGUCAAGAUUUAGAUCGGAGGAUGGAAUUUUGUGAGAAAAUUGAGGAACGCGGAAACGAUUUUGCAAGUAAAAUUAUUUUUACAGAUGAAGCUGCUUUUCAAAUCAAUGGAAAUGUGAAUCAUCAAAACUUUCGAUAUUGGAGCACUGAAAAUCCUCACUGGAUGAGAGAUGAUAAAACCCAAUAUCUCGCUAAAGCAAAUGUGUGGGCAGGAAUAAUAGGAGAGCAUUUAAUCGGGCCUUUUUUCUUUGCUGGAAAUCUCAACGCUGAAGCGUAUGAAAUUAUGCUAAUUCAGCAAAUUAUACCCGCUAUUAGAAACCUUUACCCUAAUGAUGAGUUCAAUCAAUUAUGGUUUCAGCAUGAUGGGGCACCGGCACAUUUUGCGUUGCGUGUACGGCGUGUUUUAGAUGAAAACUUCCCACAUAGAUGGAUAGGAAGACGUGGUACAAUUGAAUGGUUGCCAAGAUCCCCCGAUUUGACACCUCUCGAUUAUUUUCUGUGGGGCUACUUAAAAGAACGAGUUUACAAAACAAGACCUGUCAACAUUAAAGAUUUGAAGCAGCGAAUAACUAAUGAAAUGAAUACAAUAACUGUCGAAAUGUUGAGGAAUGUGAGAGACGCAUUUCCAUUACGACUAGCUCAUUGUCAAGCAGAGGAGGGCAGACAAUUUGAGCAUUUGUUAUAA